This is a messenger RNA of Caenorhabditis sp. 36 PRJEB53466, 7082 nucleotides long. Lineage: Eukaryota; Metazoa; Nematoda; Chromadorea; Rhabditida; Rhabditidae. The record is from the annotation of a GenBank genome assembly.
AUGCUCAGGAAAAAAGCCGCCGGCGACCUUCCGAUGCCGAAUUGGCGCUCCUUUGACGCCGAGGCUGUGCCGGCGCCUUUUUUCUUUGAGAGGAGCAUAGAACUUGCUUAUUCCCAAAGCAACCGUCAUCAAGAAGACGUCUCCCUCGGAAUGCUGGAUGGCGACUACUUCAUUUCGAACCGGCAGACGUUGUGAACAGUCAAGCAAGCACGGAUCCACCGAUCGGAAGGACAACGACGCACAAGCGCUCCAGGUUAGUCCAGAUCUUUCAAAAGCACCGAGGAUCCAUCGGAACCACGACUUUCAGACAGAUACCUGCAUCUAUCGAAAACUGGAGGCAGGGUUCCGAUGAUGAAGAAGUUGGAGAUGGAGGAGAGGAAGGGAUGAUCAAAAGCACCGAGGAUCAAUGCUUUUCUGAUGCUACCUUGUUUCUGUGAGGAACCCUAGCAUUGGUACGAAAUGUUUAUCGUGUGUUUCACCCAUUAACCCCUUAACCCUUUUGUUCUCUCGAGUAGCUCCCUUGUGUGGUGUGAAGUAUAAGAGAAUGUAAAAUAGUUGUGAAGCAAAAAAUGCUUACGGAGUAGUUAGUGUUUCUUGUGAUUUUGGUACAGAAGAUUUCUCAAAUUUCAUUCCACCAGUGUAAUUAACUCGGUAACAGAUGUCACAGUCAACAAAAGAGUUCUGGUCAUGCACUCGCCCGCCCCUUUUCUUGCGAGAGAGUGCACAACAGGUGCUCAGUCGGGCGAGCUUCUUUCAAUACAAACACGCGCAUUGGCACCUUCCUUUGGAGCCGAAUUUGCUCAAUUUGUCCCCUUUCCAUUGUUGAAUCGAGCAUUUACUCUGUUCAAAUGUCGACAUGAGACCUCUGGUUUCGCUCCUUUCUCCCUCCUCGCCGUCCUUCAGCAUUCGGAUGCCGGUUGUCUGAAACCUCGACCGACUCGCUCCUACAUUCACAGUCUUUUUGAAAAUUCGGAUGUCAUUGUGGCCGGUGUCAUCACUGGAAUAUCCUAUCGAGUUGACUCACUUUAUAUUGAGGUAACAGGAAGUUUCAGAAAACUCAACUCAAUUGCAUAUUGUACCGUUUUUCAGAACAUUACCGUAACGCCUAGUAGAAUUUACAGAGGGAAGGAGUAUGUGGAAGAGAAUGAGAACAUUAUCAUUGGCAACAUUUUGGAGACAGAGGUACCUGGAAUCUAUCAAAAAAUACAAUAAUCUUAUCGUUCAGCCGUGUGCUCAUCGUCUUCUGGCUUCCGAAGUACGUAUCUUUUCCUUGACGAAUCAGCAAGGGCACUUCCUUCUGGACGCCCCAAUGAUCCGCAUUUCCUUGCCAACUCUGGAUUCUCUGCAUACAAUCUCUCGAGGGUUAGCUCAUCGGAAACGAAGGAGAACGAAGCAAUGUUAGACAUUGAAAUUUCUCAAUUUCAAAAUCAGAAAAUUGAUCCUUUUUCAGCAGUUUGUGAGGUCUCACUGUGUCCGUUCGGUUCCAAAUGCGGUCUGAAGACGGGGACGUGCGAGUGCAAGGCAAAGUGCCGCGUGGCAAGUGACGUCGUCUGCGGAUCGGACCACGUCUCCUACUCCUCCUUCUGCCACCUAUCCGUCCGAAGUUGUGUGCUGGCCAAGAAGGGCGUCCGUCUACGAGUGGCUUCCAAAGGACCGUGCAGUGAGUUCCUUCUCCAGAUGACUCUUCCUUCCUCCUUUCUGCCUAAUAAUAUUGUCCCAAUUAUCCGUGCUCAUCUGUCAUCUGUUGCUCCGUCGGUCCGUGUGAUUCGUCUGCUCUUUUAUUCACGUUUCGCGCGUUUCUCCCUUCCGUCGCAUUGUUUGUGGUUUGGCUGCUGCUGCAUUGACCGAAACGGUGCGGCCAAACAGGGCAAAGGGAGGGGAGCACCUGGCAUAGAGAGCUCUUUGUAAGACAGUAAUCCCGUGCACAUACAUGCAGGAGAAACUAUUACGGAGUGUCCGAAAGUGUGAGAAUGAACCGAAUUUGAGUGUUAUUGAGACUGAGAGCACUUGAGAAUGAUAACUGAUGGGAAUUUGAAGGAAGUUAGACAAUGAAUAGAGGGAAGGUUUCAAUUGAAAGAGAUUUCUGAAAUCCUCCAAGCUCCUUCUCUAUUCUCUUCUCUUCAGAAUGGACUUCUCAUCCCAUCCAAACUCGUUGAGUAGUUUUGAAGGGUCCCUCCGAUGUGUCAGGAGAUAAAUUAGAUUCGAGCCUUCGCCCCUUUUCCCCAGAGCAUUCACUCCUCGAACCGAAAUUUGCCUUCUUCCACUUGCCAGUAUUCCUCUUUCUCUUCUUCAUGCACACUCCGUUCUUUCUGCUCUAUUCUUUGAUCUCUUUUGUUUUUGGGUGUUACAAGUAUCCAAAAGGUGGGAUUACUUACUUAAAGUCGAAAACAACUAGGACCUUCCAGAGAAAAGGAAUCCGUGCGAAGACUUGCGAUGCGGACCAGGAGAGGAUUGUGUUGUCAACCAGAUAAACGGGAUCCUUCUGGCCCAAUGUGUCUGCCCCACUCAAUGUCCGAACUACGGGGAUUCUGUCGAAUCGUCUCCGGUCUGCUCUUCGCAUGGAGUUGAUUACCAGUCCUCUUGCCACUUGAGACACCAUGCUUGCGAAUCCAAGACAAACAUUACUGUCAAGUUUUACGGGAGAUGCGGUAAAUCACAUUCAUAAUAGCAUAAAUCUUGGGAAUGAAACCUGCUCAGAUCCAUGCCACGGUCAAAAGUGCUCGAAUGGUCAGACUUGUCAACUGGGAGUCGACCGGAAGCCAGAGUGCAGAUGCACAGAACAAUGCCCGAUGAACAGUGCCCACGUGUGCGGAACUGAUGGAAAGACGUGAGUGGUUCGGGGUGAGGAAUAACUCGGAACUGUUGCUUUCAGUUACUUGAACGAUUGCUUCCUGAAACUGGCAUCCUGCAAAGAGCAAAAGGAUAUAAUUGUUUGGAAGCGUGGAAAAUGCGACGAAGUGGGCAGUCCGUGCGAGAAAUGGAGUGCGGAUUCUGGGGAAGCUGUUCGAUCAAACCGGACAGAACGGCAGAAUGUGAAUGUCCGAAGGAUUGUGAGGAUGUCAUGAGACCAGUGUGUGCAACCGUAAGGGAAAAGUUUGAUGACUACACUCAAGAAGAGCAUUCAGAACGGAGAAACAUUCGACAAUGAGUGCGAGAUGAAGAGGAAAGCCUGCGAGACGAAGACCAACGUCAGAGUGAAACAUCAGGGAACUUGUGGUCGGUCCCCUUUAUCUUCCGAAUUCCCAUUUUGUACUACUUUUAGGCAUCGGAGUGUGUGCCACUUUCAAUUCCUGUAAGAAGCCGCAAGUGUGCGUGGCAGUUGACGGAAAGCCAAAGUGCGUGUGUCCGUCGUGCACUGACGAACUGAAAGAGGUGUGUGGAAGUGACGGGAAGACGUAUGCGAACGAAUGCAAACUGAGAAAUGCGGCGUGUGUCAGUCAGAAGGACAUCUUCGUCAAGUAUUCUGCUGUCUGCGGUUAGUUGUGUUCCAAUCUAUGUAAAUGGAAACGACGUCAACUUUCAGAAGGAUGCAAGGAUAAAAAGUGUGACUUCUACUCGUCGUGCGUGGUCGGAGAGAACCACAGACCGGAGUGCAAGUGUCCGGAUGACUGUCCCACUUCGGAGUUGGGACAAGGGAAAGAAGUGUGCGGAACGGAUUCGGUCACUUAUUCAUCCGAAUGCCAUCUGAGGAAGUCGGCGUGUCAUCAGAAGAAGUUUAUUGUGAUGGCUUUUGAAGGAAAGUGCGGUAUGUUGGAUGUGAUUGUUUACACCUUCCAACUACUCCAAAAUCUUCAGAUGAGUGUCUGCAUGUUCAGUGCAGAUACGGAGAGGAAUGCCGUGGCGGAGUGUGUGUCUGCUCGUACAACUGCCCCGCAAACCCACCACUUUCUGCUAGAAUUUGCGGAGAGAACGGGGUAAUCUCAGGAAUUGCUCUCGUCAUGCUCUUCUCUCCUAUUCCAGGUGCUCUACCCUUCGCUCUGCCAUCUCCAAUUGGCCUCUUGUCAGAAAGGCGCUCCGAUUUCCGAGAUGCCUCCAUCUCAUUGUCAUUCGUCGCAAACGGCAUUCCCAGGUUUGAGCAUGGAAAUGACUGUCCUUCUGUUCGAACUGAACUGCAAGUGGCGUUCUCUACUUCUCUCGAGUUCGCAUGGUGUCUAGUCGACUUCUCCGAAUCGGUUAUGCUCUUUUUUCGUCCAUCAUCAGUUAUCAGUUAUCUUGUGCGUCUGCUCUUUCGGAGCCACGUGCCACAACGGGCGGUGCAUUUGCCCUCCGUGCAAUCUGUCCUCUCGUUAUCCGAUCUGCGGAUCUGAUGGAGUCAUCUACGAGAAUCAGUGCCAACUGAACACCAUUUCGUGUCGAGACCAGAGAGAAAUCCACGUGUUGCCACUAGUUUCACAGUGCGAUCAGAAGAACGGUCAGGGAUCGGCAGAAAAAAAGUGGGAAAGGGACCGUUGAUUUCAGAUUCUUGUGAGUGCAACCGUGUCGGAUCGUUCGGACACGCUUGCGACGAGACUGGACAGUGCAAGUGCCGGCCGGGAGUCGCCGGUCUCAAGUGCGACCAUUGUCUACCGUCCUUCUGGGGAAUUCAUCUGAUUGCUCAGGGAGCUCUUUCUUGCAGACGUACUUUGAAACGUAAUCGGGGCACAUACUGACAGUUGGUUUCAGCUUGCGGAUGCAGUGCUUUCGGCUCAGCAAGGCCCGAUUGCGAACAGACGACCGGAAAGUGUGAGUGCCGAAACGAAGCCCUCGGUGACAAGUGCAAUCAGUGUCCGAACGGAUCCAUGAUGACCGCGGGAGGCUGUGUGUCGCCGGCCGACUACAAACACCUCGGUAUCAAUCUCAUUUGAUUCCUUCCACUCAUUCUACCUUUCAGAGACUGUCAAUCUCUGCAUUGUUUCCACGGCGCCAAGUGUGUUCCCUCUCCUGCUAGCUUCCCCGAUUGUGUCUGUCCCCAGUCGUGUCACAUGGAUCAUCUGGGAGUGGUUUCCAACAUGACAGUCUGCGGAUCCGACGGAACCACUUACACCAAUCUGUGCGAACUAAAAAUGUUCGCUUGCAAACAUCAAAUCGACGUGGUUCCAGUUUCCAUGGGAAUCUGUGACGACGGUAAGGGAUCGAGAUGAUUGUUUGAGAGACAUAGAUCAUUUCAGAAAGUUUCGAAGUUCUGGAUCGUCUUCAACGCGAACAGAAUCCCGAGGAAAAGAGGCUAGGAUCUCCUUGUGUCCAUCAUGAAGAGUGUGAAAAGGUAAAGAGAGAAAUAAGAAUAAAAGAGGAGCAAUGUGUUUCAGCUGGAUGCUCAAUGCAUAACGAGACCCGGCAGGAAAUCUGUUUGCGAUUGUGGAGAAGGAUGGAAAAGUCAUCAGGGAAUAUGUGUAGAAGAAGCGAAACGGCGAAAGUCUGACCAGUUAGACCUGACGACCGAUCUCCAUUCCGACUGGCUCCUGGUCCGAAAGGGAUGUUACCAGAUUCUCGAAGCUCUCUAUGCAGGUACAAACGUGACGUAUCGUUCCGAAGACCCCACCGUUUCUUCAGAUUCAUAUGAAAGAAAAGAAGGAAGGAACACUUCUGAGAAUGGUCACAGAUGACAAGAAAGAUUUGCGAAUCGUUCAUGAAAACCGUCGGAUUGUCAUCAAGUAUGUACAAGUUGAGCACGAGUUCAACCGAGUAGAAAUACAAGAAUGAGAAUAAAAGUGACGCAGAAAAAGGUUGCGAAGGCGACGAGAGCGACCAUAAAGAUGGACACGUGGUGGCCGAACGAUUCGGCGUCUUCGGGGGUCAUGCAGCACGGCAGCCAGCCACAGUUUAUCUUUUUCGGGGGACGGGUGUACUGAAAACGAACAGAAUAGUCUCAGUUGGCUUCCCUUGCUGCUCACCUCUUCCUCUUCGGUCUCUUCGGAUUCAUGCCGAACUCGCGAGACUGAAACCCGAGAUCCGGGUCUUUUGGGCAAAUCAAUAACGAUUGACUGGCGACCGCUCAUUUUGGGAAAGAACUGUCGAAUUGAUAAGAAAUUAAAAGUGUUUCCAACAAUUACGUUAUCAGCUGAAAUACUUUCAGAGUCGGCAAAGCACAAGUGGAGUCACUGCAGACCAUUGCGUACAACGUCAGUUUGGAAGUAAUUGAGACCAUUUCUUGAUAAAAAGUAAUCAUACUAGUUUCAGUUGAAAUGGAAACGAAAUGAAGUGCAGUUCAAACUGAAUGGAGAGAUUCAGAAGCACAAGUUCGAAGACGUGCUGGAUUCUUCGGUGAAGAGAAUAUUCUUGGGAACCGAUGGAAAAUGGGAGAAGAACCGACUGAAUGCGAUCGUUGGAUUCCUGGAAAUUGAUGACGUGGCAGUCCGAAAAGAAGACGUCAAACCGUUCUGUGAGUACCAAAUUAGAACAAAAAGAUGAUGAUGUUAUUCUAGAUAUGCCGCCUGAAAUCACGAAAACGUUGAAAUUUCAAGAAGGCGGAUACCUCAGAUACCAAGAUUUGGGGAUGGACGUACGCGAGAAAACGCAUUUCGAGAUAGUAUUCAAGCCUCACAGAACCAACGGUAAAGUACUCAAACGGUCACGAGCAUCCUAACAUUUGUCUCCAGGACUUGUACUCUACUGGUCGGUUCCUUCUGAUCCUCACACGGACUUUGUCGCCUUCGCAAUGAUCGACGCAAAACCUCACUUUGUGUACGAACUCGGAUCGGGCCUAUCCUAUAUUCGGUGAGUUUCUGUUGCUUCUAAAGUUAUUGUUUCAUUUAGUGGAGAACCGCUUCCUCUGAAUACGUGGCACAGUGUGCGGAUUGAGAGGUUCGGGAAGGAAGUGUCGAUGUUUGUGAAUGUGACACUCGUCAAGAAGCACACAUCACAGGUUGACAAUCGGACGGAACAUGUUCCAAAUUCGUUCGUUUCAGACCAAGAAUGCGCACUUGGACAUUGCUAAAAACGACGUUCUGUUCGUUGGAACCGUUCCGGACGGGAUAAUUUCUCACAAAGUCCGUAAACUGAACGUUCCGUUUGAGGGAGAGCUCCAAGUGCUGCGGAUCAACGAAUUGCCGAUUAACCUCGUCUCCGUGAGUUUGUUUUCCACGUCGGGGGACCAAAACGGAUAA